UUGGGGUUUUUCUUUUCCUCCUCUCUCAUGUCUUUGUGGUUGUAGGAGCAGGUUUUGCUACAUAUAAUCUAUGGUUUUUGGGAUGGGGGCGCUUUGUUUCUUUUGCUGCCUUUUAGGUGGUUUCCCAUUAUUGGGAUUAACCAGUCCAAUUGAUGAUUUUCAGGCUGACAAAUGGGACUAUAAUACUCCAUCUCGAAAGAUUGCUAAACAUGGACUAGGAGCUGCAAGACCAAAGCUCUUUAUGCCUGCUAAAGGGAUUCCUUUCAUUAUAUCUCCCUUUCCAGAAAGCCUUUUGGAUCCUCGUGUACUGACUGGCCCCAGUGCCAAACUGCCCCCUGCACUGAAAGCUUUGUUGAACCCUACACCUCCAAGGCCUGUGGUGACACUACCUGUAAUCCCCAAAUCUGACGUGUCUUUGGCUUGUAGCAUAUCUAAGAUGAUGGUGAGGGUUAAAAAAGCAUUCUUUGGGUUUGGCUACACUGAGGCUGAACUUGUUCUUGGUAAUAAAUGCAAAAGCAAUGGCAAAGAUGAAGCCACUGGAGAUCUGCUCUUUAAUUAUCCUCUUAAUGCUUGUGAUGGUAAAAGAUCAACGCAUGAGGGAUGUCUGACAUAUGAGAAUGUUCUCCAUUUCAAACCACAUAUAGUGCCUGGAGUAAUCCGUAGAAAACAGCCUGUCAAUGUUGCUCUGAAAUGCUGUUAUUUCAGGUACUACCAUGUAUACAAAGCUGCAGUGCACCCUACCUGGAGUGCCCCCUCUGGUUUGAAGACCCUUCAUCAUCCUUCUGGCAUGGUUUUGAAGUUGAUGGAUGCUACCUUUUCUAAGCCAUUUGAAGCUAAAGAAUAUCAUUUGGGCCAAGAAAUCCACUUUCAGGCAGUUAGCUACCCCAACAGUACCAGACAGUGGCUUUUCCUUCACUCCUGCUUUGCAACUCCUACUCCAAAUCCUAAUUCCAGUCCACGAUACACAGUAAUUGACAACUAUGGGUGUAUGGUGGAUAGUAAACAGGAAAGCUGCUCCUCCAGAUUUGAGAGGCCAAGGAUGGCUAAUGUUGUCUCCUUUACAGUAUCUGCUUUCCAGUUUAAUGACCACAAGCAGGUUUACUUUCACUGCAAGAUGUUCAUGAAGAAAAACCAAGAUGUGACAAACACUGCCAAGUUCUGCACUUACAACAAAAAACUGUCAAGGUGGCAGGAGCUUGGUGGUCAUGACAGAGUAUGUGAAUGCUGUGACUCGGUGUGUGGCCCUUCAGAAUAUGAUGAAGUUACUGAAAGCCAUGGCCCACUGGAGGUGGGCCCCGACGAGGAGCAGCUCCCGCCCGAGGUGGGCCCCGACGAGGAGCAGCUCCCGCCCGAGGUGGGCCCCGACGAGGAGCAGCUCCCGCCCGAGGUGGGCCCCGACGAGGAGCAGCUCCCGCCCGAGGUGGGCCCCGACGAGGAGCAGCUCCCGCCCGAGGUGGGCCCCGACGAGGAGCAGCUCCCGCCCGAGGUGGGCCCCGACGAGGAGCAGCUCCCGCCCGAGGUGGGCCCCGACGAGGAGCAGCUCCCGCCCGAGGUGGGCCCCGACGAGGAGCAGCUCCCGCCCGAGGUGGGCCCCGACGAGGAGCAGCUCCCGCCCGAAGAUGAUUCCAAAGGAUUUUGGCAGUAUUACUGAGGUUAAUCAUGGACAUGAUGCAGACCUGAGGCUAUUGUACAUUGAGGCACAUAGUACAUGUGUAAUUGUAAAAUAUUAACUGGAGAACUCUGCCUUUUAAAUGUAGACAAUAA
Molecule: messenger RNA, 1764 nt
Organism: Erpetoichthys calabaricus (reedfish)
Lineage: Eukaryota; Metazoa; Chordata; Cladistia; Polypteriformes; Polypteridae
Product: zona pellucida sperm-binding protein 3-like
Exons: 8
Coding region: 71-1651 (526 amino acids)
Biological process (GO): positive regulation of acrosome reaction; binding of sperm to zona pellucida; egg coat formation
Cellular component (GO): extracellular matrix
Molecular function (GO): acrosin binding
Source: RefSeq, a predicted model, not a curated record